Messenger RNA from Mauremys mutica (yellowpond turtle), 1470 nucleotides. Its product is annotated as basic proline-rich protein-like. The record is from RefSeq and is a predicted model, not a curated record. The transcript has a single exon. Lineage: Eukaryota; Metazoa; Chordata; Testudines; Geoemydidae. The coding region runs from base 1 to 1470 and encodes 489 amino acids.
AUGCGAACGCGGCGCCCCCGGACGCUGCCGCAGCGGCGGGCGGCUCCGGGCCGGGGGCUGCCAGGGGCCCGCGGCGCUUACCUCGCUGCAGCGGCUCCCCGGCGGCGCGUCCCCACGGCCGGCCGGUCCGUGCUGCGCCCCCGGCCGCUCGCCCUUUGUUCGCGGCCGGGGGCCGAGCCGGCGACGGGAGCGGGGCUGGGCAGCUGGCCGGGGUGGCGGGGGCUGGCGCGGGGGCUGGGGCCGGUCCUUCCCCCCCCCGCGCGGCGUAGGAAUGGAGACGGGCGCGCAGAUUCCGGCGCGGGGGGAGCGCAGCGAGCGCGGGCGGCUGCUCCCCCUCUGCAGGCGGCGGGGAGCGGCCCCGGAGCGAGCGAGCGGCCGGGCGCGGCGCCGGGGCUCGGCCCCCCAGCAGGACGCAACAAGGGCGAGCUCCGCCACGGAGCCCCCGGCCAGCCGGCCCCGCUGCCGAGGGACCCCCCGUGCCAGGCCGGCCCCUGCGCCACGGGACCCCCGCCGCCAAGGGACCCCCCCAGUGCCAGGCCGGCCCCUGCGCCACGGGACCCCCGCCGCCAAGGGACCCCCCCAGUGCCAGGCCGGCUCCUGUGCCACGGGACCCCCGCCGCCAAGGGACCCCCCCCCAGUGCCAGGCCGGCCCCUGCGCCACGGGACCCCCGCCGCCAAGGGACCCCCGGGCCCGGCCAGCCCCUGCGCCACAGGACCCCCGCCGCCAAGGGACCCCCCCCCCAGUGCCAGGCCGGCCCCUGCGCCACGGGACCCCCGCCGCCAAGGGACCCCCCGUGCCCGGCCGGCCCCUGCGCCACGGGACCCCCUCCGCCGGGGGACCCCCCCCAGUGCCAGGCCGGCCCCUGCGCCACGGGACCCCCUCCGCCGGGAGACCCCCCCCCGUGCCCGGCCGGCCCCUGCGCCACGGGACCCCCUCCGCCGGGGGACCCCCCCCAGUGCCAAGCCGGCCCCUGCGCCACGGGACCCCCUCCGCCGGGGGACCCCCCCGUGCCAGGCCGGCCCCUGUGCCACGGGACCCCCGCCGCCAAGGGACUCCCCGUGCCAGGCCGGCCCCUGUGCCACGGGACCCCCGCCGCCAAGGGACCCCCCGUGCCAGGCCGGCCCCUGCGCCACGGGACCCCCUCCGCCGGGGGACCCCCCCCGUGCCCGGCCGGCCCCUGCGCCACGGGACCCCCUCCGCCAGGGGACCCCCCCCCAGUGCCAGGCCGGCCCCUGAGCCACGGGACCCCCGCCGCCAAGGGACCCCCCCAGUGCCAGGCCGGACCCUGCGCCACGGGACCCCCGCCGCCAAGGGACCCCCCCAGUGCCAGGCCGGCCCCUGUGCCACGGGACCCCCGCCGCCAAGGGACCCCCCAGUGCCAGGCCGGCCCCUGUGCCACGGGACCCCCGCCGCCAAGGGACCCCCCCAGUGCCCGGCCAGCCCCUGCGCCACAGGACCCCCGCCCUUAA